This is a messenger RNA of Rhodofomes roseus, 1362 nucleotides long. RefSeq lists its product as uncharacterized. The coding region runs from base 298 to 1272 and encodes 324 amino acids. The transcript has 2 exons. The record is from RefSeq and is a predicted model, not a curated record. Lineage: Eukaryota; Fungi; Basidiomycota; Agaricomycetes; Polyporales; Fomitopsidaceae.
UGUGUGACGCCACGCGUUCGUCACGGGGCGCGUCGGUGCCGAGAACACCGGACAUGAUCAGUCUGCGUUUCAUUACAGAAUAUUGACUCUGGAAUGACUCAAACCUGGGCUUCAAAAUACCAAACUUGACUCGAGUGGGCAUGCGGUCUGCGAGCCCUAAAACAGUAACACCAAUAUCCGCUGCAAGCUCUGCGCAGACUGUGUACCAGUGAGCUGUUCCAUUCUGUUCCAUUCUCCGAUCGAUCGAGACUACGCAGGUUACAGCACGCCGAUCUCAAAUCACUCAUAAAGGAGACAAUGGCCGGCACAUCAAGAUUGUUCCGCCUCGAGGAACACGAUUAUCCUCGACUGCAUGAUCUUCUCUCGCCUUUCCUCCCGGAGUCCAUCACGAUUCUGGGAUGGUUCGAACAACAUAGGGAUGCCCCACCAGUACCGCCGAUCUGGGCAUCGUUCUCAGUAGCUGAACCAGCGCCGCCGCUCCUCGCACUGUUCGUGCUGGGCACAGAAAUCGCUGGAUACCAAUCGCGACUGUUCUGUUCUGCGGAAGCGUCACCCGGCCAGCCCACGCCAGAACAAGAGACCUUCGUCGCGUCGUUCGUGGAGGCCAGUCUGCGCGCUGCGUUUGAGUACAUCGCGGAGACAAGCCGGACGGGAGCGUUCACCAGGGAAUCCGGCCUCAUAAUUGGCUCCAUCCACGAGAAAUGGCAUGACUGUCUCCGCGCACUCCCCUACGCAGGAAGCCACUCUCCGUGUCGCAAGGUGGUACUACCGCCCUCAGCAGCACGAGCCUUUGCGGAGGGUGCGAGCGACGCGAGGUUGCCUCCAGGUGCGCGAGUGACGCAAUUGCGGAACGGAGAUCUGGAGACGGUUAUGAGUUACAACAAGAUCGCGCGCACCACGGCUUACGUGAAGAGCAGAAUGGAGCAGUCUGUGUGCAUUCGUGCGCCAGGUCCGGAUGGCGAGGAGGUGCCUGUGGCAUGGACAGUCGUGCAUGCGGACUCGAGUAUCGGCCAGCUCCAUGUCAUCGAAGCUUUUCAGCGUCGCGGGCUCGGUAGCGAGCUCGUGCGUCGGAUCGUCGGGCUGCGGUUGGCAAAGGCAGAGGAGUGGAUCGUGGAUCAUCCGGAUGAACCGAAGGAUAUGACGAACGGAUGGAAUGUGGUAGACGUGGUGGAAGGGAACCAGGAGGGAGCUGGAUUCUACGGACGCUUAGAGGGAUGGGAGCAGGCUUGGCUGUGUUCUUGGACAAUGUUCACCGCACCGCCAUCAAUAUGACGAGCUGGUAAUAUCCUUUGAGCAUGUACAGAUGAAUUAAAUUGAGUAAGUACUGCAUACGCAGCUCUCAGGAUCAGUUGGAACGGCCGA